Closterium sp. NIES-65 is the source of this 12090-nucleotide messenger RNA. Lineage: Eukaryota; Viridiplantae; Streptophyta; Zygnematophyceae; Desmidiales; Closteriaceae. The record is from the annotation of a GenBank genome assembly.
AUGGCGUUGCCAUCAUCGUCCUCCUCAGCCAGCGGAAAGUUUGAUCCUUCCGCGUAUGCAGCCCUUCGUAAGGAGCAGUUCGCUAGGGCGAAGGAGCUUCGGGAAGCGCGCUCUGGAAUGAUGGGCGACAACAAUCCGCGUAUCACGUUCGGCCCGUCCAUGGCGUCCCAGACGUCGCCCGGUCUCACGCGGUCUCUGUCGUCUAGCGACCUCUCCCGUCGUCGCCACAGCGACGUGCCCAGACACCAGUCGCCUCAGCCGAAGCAACGCACACCACACUACGCACUGCCGCUCAACCACGGCUCGUCCUUCUCUCAUCGCAACUCUCUCGGUGGCACGUCCGGCCCUCUCAACGACAUUGCCGCCAGUUCUGUUUCCGCUUCCGGUCCGAUGAAAUCGCAGAAAGGGGCCUUCACGGGUCCUUACCGGAACGGGCAUGCGGAGGGGUCUUCCGGGGGAGCAGGCGCAAAGCGCAAGCCGCACGUGCGCAAGGACGCUCGCGCUGGCCCGGUAAACGGGGUGAAAUCUAUUUCCGCGCUGAACGACGCUUCCAAGUUUACCGAAGAAGAGCUCGCCGCAUUCAGCGCCGCAGGUGCCGCUGCCGAGUCGCUUCUCGCGGAGGAGAACGGAAUAACUGUUGCGUCGGAAGCGCAGGUAUCAGUUCCGACUGAAGAAGUGGUGAAGGAGGUGACGCUGGAAGCUCCGGAAACGAUGGUCUCUUCUGCUGCGGCGGCGGCGACGGCGGCUGGGAAGAUCCCAGAAGGAACAGCGCGGCCGGAGGCUGACUGCGACGCAGAGCAGAGCAAGGCGACAGGAGGGGAUGGCGAGCAGCGUAGGAGAGAGAGCAAGGGCAGCAAGGGCCUGUUCUCCCGGUCGUUCCGAGCAUCUUUGCGCCUCCUACGGCGAGCACUCCCGAGCAACGGAUUGGGCACCGGUGCGGGGGAGAACGAGGGCGGAGAAUUGACUGGCGCGGAGGCAGGGAAGAAGACCGGCGAGCAGCGACGCUUGGAGCUGGAUGAUGUGAACGGGAACGAGGGUGGACGAGGAAAUAAGAAUGGCGGCAGCGGCAGUGAGGCGAAAGGGUCGCAGGGUGCAUGGAUGGAAGUGUUGCGUGCACCCAACAGCAGCAGCAACAGCACCGCGGGCCAUGGUGGUGCUGGGUCGAGGAAGGACAAGGAGAAUGUGCAUCGGCUGGCGCCGAACCAGCUCUCUCCGCUCUCCUCGGCUGCCUCUCCUUCUUCCCUAGCCUCAUACUAUCGUUUGCCGCUAUGGUUACCGACACCUGAUGCGCACGGCUUCCGGGUUCGGCGCACUCGUGCCCUGCUGAACCCGUCGCUCUCCUCCUACCGUCAUCGGCUCUCCGAUUCUUCCCCUCUCUUCCUGUCUCCCCCUCCACCCCUCUCACUCCCCACACCUCUCCCCUCUCUCACCCUCACCCUCUCUCCCACUCACGCCCUCUCUCUCACUCACGCCCUCUCUCCCACUCACGCCGUCUCUCCCACUCACGCCCUCUCUCCCACUAACGCCCUCUCUCCCACUCACGCCGUCUCUCCCACUCACGCCGUCUCUCCCACUCACGCCGUCUCUCUCACUCACGCCCUCUCUCCCACUCACGCCGUCUCUCCCACUCACGCCGUCUCUCCCACUCACGCCGUCUCUCCCACUCACGCCGUCUCUCCCACUCACGCCGUCUCUCCCACUCACGCCGUCUCUCCCACUCACGCCGUCUCUCCCACUCACGCCGUCUCUCCCACUCCCUCUCUCCCACUAACGCCCUCUCUCCCACUCACGCCGUCUCUCCCACUCACGCCGUCUCUCCCACUCACGCCAUGCGAGGUGGUGACGUCGUCAGCGGGGCGAGUGGAGGUCGUAUGCGUCGCACUGCUGCGCCCGCUCGCGCAGCACAUCGAAGCGGUGGAGCGCGAAAUCGCCGCGGGCGCGCACGUGGUGAUUAUGGACCCCCGCCAGUGCGCGCCGUACCACCGCCUGUUCCGCGCGCCGUUCGUGAGUAACGAGGACGCCGCCGCCGCCGCCGCCGCCAUCGCGUGGUUCUCCAAGGGCACUCUGCAACGAGUGCUACGCUUCAUAAACUCGCCCGCGCUACUGGAGCAAGCCGUGGCCAUCACACAGGAGAUCACGAGCCUCACCAAGUCCCUGCAGCGCAGCACGGAAGUCGACCUUCACGACGCUGCCUGCAUGCUUUCUGACAAAGCGCAGCUUCCAGGAGACCCCCCCAGUGGCCGCAGCAGCCGCCCCAGCUCCCCCUGCCGCGCCUCCCCGCAGCCCGUGCGCGCGCCACGGUCGUCGUCGCGCUCCUCGUCUCCCAUCCGAGAUCAGAUGCGGGCACUGGGGGAGCUCGAGACGGCAGAGACCAACGCCGAGCUAGUCGAGCGUCUCCGCCGGGGCGUGGAGGCGCGGCGCGGCAUGCUGAAGCGCGAGCGCGAGGUGGCAGUGGCGCGGUCGCAGGCAGCGGGCUUCACGGCGGACCACCUGCCGUCGCUGCUCGCCUUCGCCGACUGCUUCGGCAUGCCGCGCUUCCGGUCCGCCUGCGUCUGUCUCUUCUCGCUGCUGCGUUUCCACCAAGAGAACGUCUCCCCGCGACCCAUGGCGCACGUCACGCCGACGCUGCCGGGAGACGUCGUCAUGCACACCCAGCGCCCCGCGUCCCCCGUCCCCGGCGGAAGCUCCUCCGCGCACGGGGGGUGGGCGCUAGCCACGCUCCGGUCCUUGUCGCCGCUACCUUCCUCUGCCUCUGGCGGUUCGCCUUCUGCGUGCGCGUCCUUCGGCACAUCUUCCGCCGCGUCUCCCGGCGCGUACUCGUACGCCGCGCAUCGCUCCCUGAUUGGUCGCGAUGACGUGGACUCGCUCGACGGGUUCUCGCUGCAGCACUCUGAUUCGCUCUCGUCGACGGCGUGCAUGCUCGGUGCGCUUGCGCCCAACAGCCCCUGCUACGGCGGCUACCCCGUUUCCGCCUCAUCCGCCGCCACUGCGGCGGCGGCGGCAGCUGUGGCGGCUGCGGCCGCUGCCGCAGCGACGGGUGGUCCCCAGUCCCCCCGCUCCGCUAUGUACGCGCAGAUAUUGGCGGGAGUGCGGCAGCAGCUGGCGGCGCAGGGAGCGCAAGGCGGUGGCGCGGCAGGCGGGGGAGGCGGGCUGGGCGGCGGGAUGCCGCCGAUGGGGGGAAUGUCGGUGCACGAUGUAGCUGCCGCCGCUGUCGCUGCUGCCACUUUAGCUAACCAGCAGCACCAGCAGCAACAGCAGCAGCAGCAGCAGCAGCAGCAGCAGCAGCAGCAGCAGCAAGCAGUGGCGGCGGCGGCGGCAGCGGCAGUGGCGGCAGCAGCAGCAGGAGGCGGCGAUCUUCAGGCAAUUCUCUCAAAGAUCAUUCUGGCUUCGUCGGGCACGUCCCCGUCGCCGCCGCACGCGCUGCCACUGCUGCAGCAGCAGGCGCUACCGCAGCAGCCGCAGGCGCAGCAACAGGCGCAGGCGCAUCAGCUGUACUCCACGGGUCAACACGAGAUCGCGCACGUCCCCGCAACAGCAGUACACCCAACCGCCGCCGCCGCAGCCGCUACUGCUACACGUGCUGCUGCUGCGCCUGCUCCUGCUCCUGGUCUUGGCAGUGCUGCUAAAGGCAGCGCAUCUGGCGCGGAUACGACCGGCGCGAAAUCGGACGGCGUGGGAAGCGCGCUUAAGACAGGUAAUACUAGCGGCGAGAACGCUAAUUCCACAAACUGCGUCGCUAAAAGCGGCGGCAAUGGCGACGGCGGCACCAGCGGGAGCGGGGGUAGCCGGUGGAGGCAGCCGGCUCGGCGCGCUGCGCGCGGGCGAACUGAAGGGCGCACGCUGGUUGGCGGCGCACGGAUCGGCGGCAAUGUGGCAGGCGGUGGCGGAAUGGCGGGGCAGGGGGAAGCAGCCGGGGCAGCAGGCGGAAACGGCGACGGGCAAGUGGCCGAGGUAAAAGGGAGUGGUGGCACUAACGGCAACGGCGGCGGCGGGGGGGUCGGGGGUGUGAACGUGGCUGUAGGUGAUUGCGGAGCGAGCGGUGGCGCGUUUUGGCCUUCGGGCGCAUCGGACGAUUCGGACUCGGGAAGCUUCUACGGCCCUGCUGCUGCGGAAUUGGAGACUGCCGCGCGCGCAGCUGCGGCGGCGGAUGGUGGGGGAGGCGGAGCGGAAGGGGGAGGGGGAGGGGGAACAUUUGCGGGAGCUGUAUCAGGGACAGAGGUGGCGGAAGAGAAGGGACUGUUGUCUGAUCACAGCGCGGGAGGCUUGUCGCACAGCUCGCACAAAUCGCACGGAUCGCAGAGCUCGAGCGGGGACCUGCGGAGCUUCGCAGGUGGCGUGUUUCUCGGGUCGUCGUCGUCGUCCGCGCGCGAGGACUGCAGCGCAAAAAUCGGCGGCAGCAGCGGCGGCAGCAGCGGCAGCAGCAGCGGGCCCAGUCGCAACAACAGCAGCGGCGGAAGCGGCGGGGAGAGCAGCAGCGGCGGAGAUUCCUCCGCGGAGUCGGAAGCCGCCGCGGCGCUGCCCGUGUCUGUGGCGCGGAGGUGGCGCCGAGCGGGCGGAAGGUCGUCCCCCGGCGGAUAUCGGAAGAGUCUUGGGGGGAGUUCUGGCGGAGCUUUUAGGGAGGAAAGCGGAGAGAUGGAGCAGAUGAGUCUGGAUGGCGGUGGAGUUGGGGAAACCGUGUUGCGCAAAUCUCCUCUCCCUUCUCCGCCUCGCUCUCCGCGCGCGGUAACAAUUACGCCAGCGCUUUCGCUGCCGUUCGACUCGACGGAUAGUGCCGGAAACUUUGGCGGAAAAGGCGCGGGCGCGGGGGAUCAGACCCCAAGGGGGCGAAGCGUUUCCCCAAUGGCUUCCCCUUCCGCCGCGCGUGAAUGGGCCGCGUGGACGAACGAUUGGUCGGGAACGAGCAGCAUUAACUCGCGAAACAAUUCGCGAAGCCCAUCGCCCAUUCCCGAGUCUGCAGGUUCGGACGGGUCACCCAGGUUUGGAAGCGCGCGAACCUGGGGGUUUGGUGGUGCGGGUUCGGCGGUGGGGGGAAGGAAGAUUCAACCCACAGAUGCUACAGUGCGGAGUUUUGCGGAGUGGAUUGACGUGAAAAAGGGUAUGGGGGUGGAGAAGGGAGAGGAGGGAGAGGGGGGAAUGCACGAGGGAGAGAAGGGAACAGAGAUUAUGGUUGGGAAUGGCGAGCAAAGCAGCAAGGGAGGUGGGCGGGAAAAAGAGGAGUGGAGGAAGCAGGGAUGGGAUGGGAUGGAGGAGAGAGGAAGUGGAGAGAGGAAGAGUGGUGGUGGGCGUGGGAGGGAGGAGGGGAGGAGCAGCGGUGGAAGCGGCAGCAACAGCGGUGUGGAAGGGGGCAAGGGAGGGGAGGAGGAUGCGACUAAGAGGCUUGUGUGCAAGUCCUCACCCUCCCGUCCCUCCUCACUCCCCUCCAGUCCCCGAGCUCCUCCUUUCCUCCUCUCCCCAUCUGCUGGAACAGGAACAGGCGCAGCGGCAGCAGCUGCUGCAGUGAUAGCUCGUACGGUGAUGACCCCCCCAGCUGUGGCAGUAGAGCGAGUGGCGUCUACUGCUGUGCUCUCCCUGGGCACUGUGGAGAUGCCACGCAGAUACGCCUCCCCCAGUAGAAACCCCUCUCCUUCGAAACGAGCAGCAGGAGCAGGAGCAGGAGCAGGAGCAGAAGCAGCACUACCGGGCCUUGUGCGGUCCCUGUCCAAUGCAUCUACCAGCUCUAGCUCUAACAAGAAGCCUCUUGUUCCAGACCCAGCACAAGUCGCAGCAGUGGCUGCGAUUGCUGUGGCCAAGGCACAGGCCGCUUCAGCAGCGGCAGCUGCGGCAGCAGCACCAACCACACAAGCGGCUGUUUCUUCCUCUGCCUACUCCUACGUCCCUGCCUCUGCCACUGCUUCUGCCUCCGCCUCUCCCUUGCCCUCUCGCCUGCCCAUCCGCCCCUCCCCUCCUUCGUCCCCCCGCUCCUUCCUGCUCCCUCCCUCUCUGCCCUCCACCCUUCGUCUAGAAAGCCUCUCGUCCUCGUCCCCUUCCUCUGCUGCUGCUGCCAACGGUAAGUUCCCUCUCUCCCCCUCCCCAACAUCUCCUGCUGCUACUGCUGCACACACCAAGGGAACUGCAGCUGCUGGUGCUGCCGCUGCUGGUGGUGCUGGUCUGGCCCCGAUUGGAACUGGUGUUGGUACUGGUUCCGUGCUUUCUAUGGCAACAGAUAGCCCCGUCCCUGCAUCCUCUCCAGUGACUGCCUACCUUAUGAGAAAGCUUGGUGCAUCGGCUGCUGCUGCUGCCACUGCGGCUGCCGCCGCUACUGCUGGUGCCGCAGCAUCCCCUGCAGCGCCCCCUGUGACUGCCGUUUCUGGUGGUGGUGGUGGUGGUGGUGGUGGAGAAGGGGGGGGAAAGCAGCAGAAGCAGGGGGAGCAGAGCGCCACUGCUGCCGCUACUGCCAGUGCUCCUUCUUUUGCUCAUGCCAGCAGCAGUACCACUAAUCAUGGGAGCAGCAGCAGCAGCAGUGGUAGUGGUAUGGUGUGCAGCAGCAGUGGAAGAUCAGCAAAGUUCACGUCCCUCCCCACGCUGAUUGAGGCAGACAGCUUUAAGGAAGGGCUUACUGCCUCUGACGUCCCUAGUGCCGCAGCUGCUGGUACUGCUGCUACUGCUGCUACUUCUGCUGCUGUAAGGAAGGGAGACAAGACGUCUCAGGUGGUGGCUGAGGAAGGGAGUGGGGGCAAGGCAGGGGGGCGGAAGGGCAGUGGAAAGAGCCGGCGUGUGCGGAGCAAGCAAGAUGUGAAAGAAGGGACUGAUGCUUUUCAGGCCUCCUCCCUUGUUUCCGGGAAUGGUGCCCUUGUGAUGUUCCCAACCUCUCCGACCACUGGUGCCGGUGCUGCCUUUGCUCCCUUUCCUGCCUCUCCUUCGGCUUCCUCGGCUGGAGGUUUGGAUUCCGAGGCUGCGGCCGCUUCACCGAGCCUGUGCUCACCAGCAGCAGGGAAGGCAGGCGGGAAGGCAGCAGGUGCAGGCGUGGGGAAGAAAAAGGUGCCUGGUCUGAGCAGCAGUGUGUAUGCUGGAAAGAAAGUCUCACGCACGGCUGCUGCUGCUGCUGCUGCAGUUUCUGAUGGCUUUGAGGGGGAGGCUGUUUCUGGUGCAGGCUGCAGCUCCCAUGCAGAUCAGGUGGUGGAUCAGGGGCCUCAGGGGGCCUAUGGGCCUCAGGGACCACUGUCAGCAGCAAUGGUACUGACAAAUGGAGAAGUGAUUGCUGACGUCGCUAGCGAGCAUAUUUACCAGAAGAAUGAGCAGCAGCAUCAGCAGACGGUGGUGAUGGGCCUGGGGAAGGAGCAGGAAACGCAGCAGCAGCAGCAGGAACAGCAGCAGCAGCAGCAGCAGCAGCAGCAGCAGCAGCAGCAGCAGCAGCAGCAGCAGCAGCAGCAGCAGCAGCAGCAGCAGCAGCAGCAGCAGGAGCAGGAGCGAGUGGUGGAGGAGCAGGUGGAAGAAGGGGGGCAGAAGAAGGGCGGGGGGCACAGGAGGCACGGAAGCAGGUCGCGUGGGCUGUCUCCCCUGAGAGGUAGCUCUGUGGCUUCCAUGUCUCCUAGUGCAGGUGUGGGGGCAGGUCUUGACGUGCCGGGUGGCGCUCCUUCUCCCAAGUCCCCUGCUGCCUAUGCUGCUGCUACUGCCACUGCACCUGCCGCCGCUGCUGCAGCUGCCACAGCUGCAGCAGCAGCCGCUGCUGCUGCCUACCGUGCAUCACCUGCCGUCCCCUCCUUCAGUGCGGCGCACCAGGGGAUGACAGUGGCAGCGCCAGCGCCACAGCCACAGCCACAGCCACAGCCACAGCCACAGCCACAGCCACGAUAUACGGUGUCAGAGCCUAUCAAAGGAGGAGUAGGUGCAGUGUGUGCUGGUGGGCGUGACGAGGAUGGGGAGGAUUAUGAGAGCGACGCGGAGAAUGAAGCGGUUAGUAGACGUAUGAUGAUGGUGGUGCCGCGGGGUACCAUGGAGCUAGGCCUAGCAGCACCAGGGCCAGCAGCAGGGCUAGCAGCAGCAGCAGCAGCAGUGGCGCCACCUCACAAUGCUGCUCUUUCUGUGGUUAGGCCCCCGUCGCCCCAGCUCACUCUGCUCUCCCAGCCACCUGGCUACCUGCGCUCUCCAGCUCCCAAGACAGGCACUCCUCUUGUUGACCUGCCUCCUGUUAUUGUCACAGACAUUUCAGCUACACACGGUGUGCUGCCUCCCCCCUCCCCCUGCACUCCCACUUCUGGGAGCUUUGGAGGUAAGAAGCCGGAAUUUGGGGGGGCAAGGGUUGCACCAAUGACUCAUUUCCGGGAUGUGUUAUCAGCACAGCAGGUUGGUGAAAAUGAGGGGAAUGUUAAUGCUGGUCAUGGUUAUGGCCAUGGUUAUGGUGUGACAGUGCCUGUGUCACCAACACCAGCACCUGUGCCAAUGGCUUCAUGGAAGUCUAAGGCUGUGGCGUCAUCGCCUGCUACACCGUCGCCGCAUGGGAAGGUUUCAUCGACCAAGUCUGGGCAAUCCACGCCUGAAAGUGGCCGCAAGCAGCGCCUUUCAGCGCUGCGCAAGAUGUUUGGCCUGCAGGGAGCGAUGGAGGAGCCGAGUCUGGACGAGCUGGAGUGGAUGGCGCAGCAGGCCAUGGCGGGCGACGAUGGCGGCGAGGACGCCGACGACUGGCCGUUCGAGGAGCCCCCGGACGACGACUGGCGCGGCCAGACGGCCGGCGGACGCGGCACGGCAGCACCUCCACCGCCACACACAUUCGCCCCCCCACCCCCCGCUGGCGUGCAAGGCAUGGCAGGCGGAGAAAGAGGGAAGGACAGGUUGCUGGUAAGGCGACAGAGGCAGUGCGUGGGGGAGUGGCAGGAGGUGCAGCAGGAGAAGAAGCCGAGGGUCGAGAGGGCGUGGGGGGAAGAGGAGGAGGAGGAGGAGGAGGAGGCGGAGGAGGAGGAGGAGGAGGAGGAGGAGGAGGAGGAGGAGGAGGAGGAGGAGGAGGAGGAGGAGGAGGAGGAGGAGGAGGAGGAGGAGGAGGAGGAGGAGGAGGCGAUGGUAACCAGCCCAUUUGACCGAGCAGACCGAGCAGACCGAGCAGAUAGAGCGGACAGAGUUGAUAGAUCCGGCAGGGAUGGCAGGGACGGGCGAGUGCUGUCUGUGAGCAUAGAGACUCUGAUGGAGCACGCAGAGCAGGAGCAGCUGCAACGCGCCUUCCGCUUGUCCCACCUCAUGGCCUCCUCCCCCUCCAUGGCUACACCCUCUGCUGCACCCUCUGCUUCUUCUCAACCACUCGCUAAAGCAGCACCGUCGGCAGCAGCGGCAGCAACCCCAGCAGCAGCAGCAGCAGCAGCAGCACCGGCAGCAGGGGCGUCUCUGUGGGUGGAUAAAUACUCUCCGCGUAGCUUCACAGACCUGCUCAGUCCCGAGCCCACCAACCGUGCUGUUCUCUCCUGGCUCAAGCAGUGGGACCGUUGCGUCUUUGGCGCUGCUGCUGCCUCCUCCCGCGCCCGCACUCAUCCGGAUACCAUCGCUGCUCUGCGCCGCCUCCCCCCGCCCGCUGCUGCUGCGGGGACUGGAGGGAUGGGCGGAGGGUUUGCUGGGGGGCGCGGGGGAAGGAGGUGUGGGGGAGUUGGGAGUGGCGAGGGGGGAGGUUGGGGAGUAGGGGGAGGGGGAGGGGGAAGGGGGCGUGGAGGGUGGGGAGGAGGGGGAGGAGGAGGGGGAGGGGGGCGUGGAGGGUGGGGAGGGCGAGGUGGUGGGGGUGGCGGUGGCGGUGGCGGUGGGACUUGGGGUGGGGAUAGGUUUGGAGAGAGAGGGGGUGGUGGCGGGGAGGGUGGAGGGAGAUGGCGAGGGAGGGGUGGUGCGGGAGGAGGGGGAGGGCGCAGUGGGAUGGUUGGUGGCAGAGGGUGGCGGGAUGAGAAGGAAGGCAUGGGUGGGGGUGGCAUGAGUAAUGGCGUGGGAGCAGGCAUGGGAGGGGAGAGUCUGCUGGGAAAGAGGGUUCGGGCAGAGACAGCAGGAGAUAGACCAGAGGCGAGGAUCCUGCUGCUGUGCGGAGCUCCCGGGUUGGGCAAGACGACACUGGCGCACGUCGCAGCGCGGCACUGCGGGUACCGAGUGGUAGAGGUCAACGCCAGUGACGACCGCGUCGCCUCCUCCCUGCGCCAGCGCAUUGUAGACGCCGUGGAAAUGCGCUCCGUGAUAGACGAGAUUGAUGGGGCCUUCGCAGGAGCUGAGGGGAGAGGCGCUGUGGAUGCUCUCGUGGAACUGAAACAAGUUAAGGGGAGAGGCGGCGCUGUGGAUGCACUUGUUGAACUGGUGCGUUCUGCUGCUGCCUCCCGCUGUCUCUCGCUUUCCUUUGCUGUGUUCCUACUGCUCUCGUUUCCCUCUUACCACGGCAAACUCCCUGCCUUCUGUGUGAACCUGCUGAGGCACAUAUGUGAGGCGGAGGGGUUUGAGGCGGAUGUGCGGGGGCUCACUGCCCUGGCUGCACAGACAGACGGGGACAUCAGGGCGUGUCUUAACACCCUGCAGUUCCUACACCGAGCGAACAAGGCACUGCGAGCGUCGGAGGUGGCAGAGCAGGUGGUGGGGCGCAAGGACGCCACCAAGGGGCUCAUGGACGUGUGGAACGAGUCUAACCCCCUUAUCAUUCUCCUUCUAACCCCCCUUCAAUCUCCUAUUGAUCCUCUUCCUCAAUUUCUAGUCCUUUCCACCUUCCCCUUUCAGUCGACUCAAAAGUCUUCCGCUCACUUACCUGUCGUUCUGCCUCACUGCCUCUCCUUCCUGUGCGCUGCAGUGGCGGCACAUCGGACAGACACGCUUCUGGAUGGCAUUCACGACAACCUGCUUGGCGGCACAUCAGACACUCUUCUGGAUGGCAUUCACGACAACCUAUUGCACGCUGCUCUCUCCGAUGUCUCUCUGCGCAAGACUUCAUCCUCGCUGCACUGGCUGGUGUGUGCCGACCAGUGGCACCACAGGGCCAUGGCGUCUCAGCAGUUCGCCUUGCUGGCGUUUGAGACAUGUGCCAUGUACGCCAUCCGAGCCACCAUGGGUGCGGCAGACAGACACCCCCUCGAAUGGCCCAAGGCCCAUGCCAGGUACCGCUCACAGCAUGCAGUGCGCAAGGAGACAGUGGAGGCAUGGCGGGGUGCCAUGCUACCGGCCAUAGCACGCACCUCUCCCCUGCGCUCCCUAGUGCCGGACCUCGUCUCGCCUCUGCUUUCUGUCAUCUCAGCCACCCCCAUUCGCCCUGUGGCGGGGCAGUUGCUGACCCCAUGGGAGAAGGCUGCUCUCGCACAGCUCGUGGCCACCAUGCUCGACUACGGCCUCUCCUACCGCCACGCUCACCAGCUUCCCUGGCACCGCCGUGCCUUUUCUGGCGGUGCUGCUGGUGCUGCUUCUGGAGGGGAGGGGGGGGUUGGUGGUGGUGAUGGGUACAUGGGCGGGCCUGUUCUGGAUCCUCCGCUCACAGAGUUUGUUGUGUUUGAGAGACUUCGACCUCCACCAUAUGUCAUGUCAAUAUCUGCAGCAGUGCGCCAGCUCAUUGGCCGAGAGAUUGAGCUUGAGCGCAUCCGGCGGGACUCGGUGCGAGUGAAAUCAGCAUCCACUCCCAAUGCGGCAGCAGCUCCUCAGCUUCCUCCAACCGUUCCUCGUCCUCCUGCUCCUGCUGCGAAUCCUCCUCCUACUACUCCAGCUGAGUCUCAUCAGCAACCGCAAGCUGCUGCGCCGCCGCAAGCUGCCAAUGGUAUCCCACAGAGCAGCAAGGGGAAAGGUACCCAGACUGGUGAUGGUAAGGCCAAGGAGAAUGGGAUCAUUACAGAAAGUAAAGUUGUGAAGCCACAGGAUGCUUCAGGCAGUGCUCAGCAAGAAAGUGACACCAAACCGGCAAAAGUAAAGGAGAUGCCACGACGACCCUUUCGGGGUUUCACCAGGAAAGUGGAACAAGACGGUGGGCUUAAAACUGCUCGUCAACGGAGUGGAGAUGAGGGGUCAGGCAUAAAGAGUGCUGACAACAAAACUGCUGCUGAAAAGGCUAUUCGCAUCUCAUUCAAGUAUCAUGAGGGAUUUACCAAUGCCGUUCGACGACCGGUGCUUUUUUCUGAGCUCCUGUAA